This is a messenger RNA of Paramuricea clavata, 908 nucleotides long. NCBI's taxonomy places the organism in Eukaryota, Metazoa, Cnidaria, Anthozoa, Malacalcyonacea, Plexauridae. The record is from the annotation of a GenBank genome assembly.
GCACGCCACUGUUACAAAGGCAAAGCAUCCGCUUCGAAUAUGUCAAACAAAAUCGAAGAAAUCAUCGAUUUUUGGUUCAGACCAGGUCAUGUAAAAUGGUGUGGCGGCACAGAAGAAGCGAAUACUGAAAUUCGACAAAAAUAUGGAGAUUUAGUGGAGGCUGCUUUCGAAGGCAAGCUAGAGGAAUGGAAAGACGAACCGAGGGCAAGUCUAGCUUUGAUCCUAAUCUGUGAUCAAUUUUGUCGAAAUGUGAACAAGGGUACGAAGCGAAUGAACGGACUCGACCCGAUUGCAUUGGAAAUAGCUCAGAAAUUUCUGCAGCAAAAGACCCACAACCAUUUGGCCUUCUCGUUCUUCGAGCGUAUGUUUAUAUACCUACCCUUUAUGCACAGCGAGGAUCGAGCCAACCAAGAGCUCUCGGUGAAACUGUUUACACGACUCGCCGAGGAUGCAAAAACACCAGAUGAGAAGAAAGCAGGAGAGAAUACGUUGAAGGGAGCAAAGAAUCAUAAAGAGGUCAUUGAUAGAUUCGGUCGGUAUCCACAAAGAAAUGCCUCUCUGGGACGAGAAAAUACACCAGAAGAAGCAGAAUUUUUAGUUGAUUUGCCAUGCAAAUAUAAAUGGUAAAUUUGGUGACCUGUUGGACUGACGUAUCAGUGUUGUAAAAAUUUAAAAAGUAUAGGGGAAAACUACAAUUACUUCUCCAAAAAGGCAAUUAUUACAGAUUUUCAAAUUACUUUCCUUGAAUAGUAAUUUUAAAUUACUAAUUACUUGUUACUAGGGGUUACUAUCGCAAGGAAAGUGCUGCUUUGGAUCCACAGGCAAAUACUGAAACCUCAAAUAUAUCUGAAAACUAAAUACAAAAUUAUUUUCAUUUGGCUUAAAAUACAUUUACAUGUACCCAUCAG